This is a messenger RNA of Ailuropoda melanoleuca (giant panda), 1074 nucleotides long. Its product is annotated as zinc finger and SCAN domain-containing protein 4-like. Bases 31 to 825 code for a protein of 264 amino acids. The record is from RefSeq and is a predicted model, not a curated record. Gene Ontology annotation, molecular function: RNA polymerase II cis-regulatory region sequence-specific DNA binding; DNA-binding transcription factor activity, RNA polymerase II-specific. The transcript has 2 exons. Lineage: Eukaryota; Metazoa; Chordata; Mammalia; Carnivora; Ursidae. Gene Ontology annotation, biological process: regulation of transcription by RNA polymerase II.
CUGUCAGUAGGAUCCCCAACAGGAACAGAUAUGGAGACGCCCUCCUGGACUCCCCAAGAUACUUCCCUGGAAACAGGACAAGGAGAUAAAGAAAACGGUGACAACAUUUAUCACAUAAAUGACAGCAUUACUAGUCAAGGCAAUGAAAUACCUUCCCUGCUCAUUAUCCGGGAAGAGGACUAUCCCAGGCCGGAAGAGGACAGUGUUUCUUUGAAGAAUCCGCUCAGCUCCAGAAAAGCAGGUCUAGGCAUGUCCGGGUCCCAGGAAGGGUCCCUGAAAGGACCCUCGUAUCAAGAUGUCCUUAUGGAGGGGGGACCAGGGUUUCUCUCUCAGUCAAUCCAGGUCAGCCCUGAGCCUGUUCCUACCCACCAGAGAACUGAGGGGAACUCCACACGUGGGGGACACCAAGAAAGAUGCCGUGAAGCCCAAAACUCAUACAGAUGUGAAAAGUGUCCCAAGAUCUUUAGGUAUUUCUCUCAGCUAAAAGCCCAUCAGAGAAGACACAACAACGAGAGGACAUUUACUUGUGCUGAGUGUAACAGAGGCUUCUUCCAAGCAUCAGACCUGCACGUGCAUCAGAAGAUUCACGCAGAAGAGAAGCCUUUCACGUGCAGCACGUGUGAAAAAUCCUUCAGCCACAAAACCAACCUUCUGGCCCAUGAGAGAAUCCACACGGGAGAGAAGCCCUAUGAAUGUUCCCUCUGCCAUAGAAGCUACCGCCAGUCAUCUACCUACCACCGCCACCUGAGGAAUCACCAGAAAAGUGCCUUCAGAGGUGUCUCUUCCACACCAGAAGCUUCCUCGGGUGCAGCCCCAAUGGAAUGAUAUGUGAAUGUGUCUGUAAGUAUGUAUAUUUCCAUAGUACUUCCCUGUUUAGAACAUAUAAUUUCCUGAUUAUAUUUUCCAUUUAUUGUCUUCACUAAAAUGUAAGUUUAAGGAGGAAUUUCGUAGUUUGUUCUCUAGAGUAUCUCGGGUGCCUAGAAAAGUGGCUGACAAAUUUCAAAUAAGCAAUGAAUAUCUGUUGAACAGAUGUGUAAUGUUGGUGCUUAUUACUUAAAAUCCAGGAAUGUUCAA